UAACAAAUACGUGAAGCCUACUUGAGAUAGAAAUAGAAAGUAGCAAAUAAAGAGUUCUUUGAAUCCAAUCCACUGCCUUUUUAUAAUACAUUAUUAUUCCCACUUCUAAAGCCCAAAAGCGCUCUUAUCUUCUCCUCUCAAACCUUAUUAUAUCCACCAAACGAAACAAUCAAAAUCCUCAUAGAACACAAAAAACACAACUCCAUUAUGGUUGCUGGAUGGAGAAUGCCGUUUUGCACAUCCAAAGACAGAGAACCUAAAGCUUUAGCAGAACAACAAUGGGACUUCGACAACAUCAAUGAAAGUCCUAAAGUUAGUUCUUCUAAGUUCACAUUUUCCUCUACCCCGCCAACUAGUCCCAACCUCCUUUGUAAAACUUCUAAUUCCAAUUCUUCAUCAAUUCACGACAACAAAAGCAACAGUCCAAAAUGGUCGUCCCCUAACUCACCACAAUCUUAUUACUCUCUUCUCAAAGCCACCUUACGCCUUUCCAAAAGUUUAUGUGGAAUUUGCAGUCAGAGUGUGAAAACUGGUGAAGGAAAAGCAAUUUUCACAGCGGAAUGUUCUCACAUCUUUCACUUCCCAUGCAUAGCAACUCACGUGACAAACCAACAAAUCGUCACAUGCCCCGUGUGCGGAACUAAUUGGAACAAUCUACAACCGGAGAAAACCGUUGAGGAAAACAACACUACACAGAACGUCAAAACGACGUCGUCGUUUAAGCUUCCAACCUACAACGACGACGAGCCACUCUUGCCGUCCACUUCCGUUUCACGUUUCAACACCAUUCUCGAAUCAAACGAAAACGAAGAAGAUGAAGAUGAAGAUCAAGAAGAAGUAGGAGAUGAAGAAAACAAAGAGCCUAUUGAAUUUCAAGGCUUCGAUGUUUCUUCAACGAGAACAUUUGAUUCGUUCUUGUUACCAGAGACUGCAAUUGUGACAUCGAAUAAGAGCUUCGAGAAUUUAGUUGCUGUGUUAAAGGUGAAGGCGAAACCGUAUAAUGUGGAUUCGAAUCGGCCGCCGGUGGAUCUUGUGACGGUGCUAGACGUUGGUAGUUCGGUUUCCGGCGAAGAGCUUUUGAUGAUGAAACGUUCAAUGCAAGUCCUGAUUUCUUCGCUCGGAUCCGCCGAUCGUCUCUCCGUCGUUGCAUUCUCCGGUGGAUCUAAACGGAUGUUUCCGUUGCGGAGGAUGACUGGCCGCGGAAGGAGAACGGUGCGUCGUAUAGUUGACGCGCUGGCUGUGAAUGAGCUUAACGGAGACGGUGUUCCGGCAAGGAAGGUGGCGAUGAUGAAAGCUGCGAAGAUUCUAGAAGAUCGACGGCAAAAGAAUCCCGUUGCUGAAAUCAUACUCCUUACAAACGGUGAAAAAGAUAGCAGGUUAUCAUCUACGCGCUUCUCUCAUUUGGAAAUCCCGGUUCACGCGCUCGCCUACUCACACGCGCAUAACGACGGCGCGUUUGCGAAACGCAUCGGUAAUAUAUUGCGCGUUGUUGCUCAAGACAUCAAGUUUGAAUUACAAAGCACAUCCUCUUUGGAAAUCUCCGCCGUUUAUUCGCCUGAGUUGAGUUUCACCGACAAACUCUUGCCGGGAUCCGCCGUGCUCGGCGAUCUCCGCGCGGAGGAGGAGAGAGAGUUGUUCAUUGAGUUCAAAGUGCCUUCAUCGAGUGGGUCCCACAACCACGCUCUUUCCGUACGGUCCUCUUUCCGUGACCCGUUUACUCAAGAGAUUGUUCAUUCCAAGGAGCGUUUAAUUAUCAUUCCACGCCCCCGAUCCGUUGGAUCAUUAGACCCUAAGAUCAAACGGCUGAUACGUUUACACGUCAGCUCUCGAGCUUCAGUGAAGCAAACGAGUCACGAAACGGCUAACGAAUGGUUGCGAAGGCUUGAAGCCGAAGACAUGCGCGGACAGCCACAGCUGCGGAGCCAUAAGCUGAGAACAAAUAAUAAUUGUUUGGAGGGAAAGAUGGAGCCGCUUACGCCGAUAUCGGCUUGGAAAGCAGCUGAGAAACUGGCUAAAGUUGCUAUCAUGAGAAAGUCUAUGAAUAAAGUCGGUGAUUUACAUGGCUUUGAGGAUGCCAGAUUUUAGAUGUAUUUCUUUUUUAUUUUUAAAAGUGUUUUCUUUGGUUUAUUGUCGGAUAAAAUGUUAAUAAAAAGUUUGUAAUAAACAAAUUAAAUAAAAAAAGGGAAAAGCAUAAAUAGAAAUGGUCCAUGAGUUAUAAUAGGGACAAGAAGUACCAAAUGGCUAGGCCCUUUUUUUUGCAUAGAAAAGAAACAGAUUGUGAUGGCCAAGUGAGAUAAGGUAUGAGGAGAAUUUAAAAAAUAAAAAUUAUCGGUGUGAUAGUUUUAGUGCUUUUGUUUUCAAAUCUAUAUAAUUGAAGCUGUUGUUGGGUCUCAUCAAAGAAAAUGUUAAAAAAUAUAUUCCUGUAUAA
Molecule: messenger RNA, 2428 nt
Organism: Cicer arietinum (chickpea)
Lineage: Eukaryota; Viridiplantae; Streptophyta; Magnoliopsida; Fabales; Fabaceae
Product: E3 ubiquitin-protein ligase WAVH1-like
Source: RefSeq, a predicted model, not a curated record